AUAUUGGAGACUUGCCAGGAGAGAGACGCUAGUAUUAAUUGUAUUAUAAACUGUUGAUUUUACGUAAUACCAGUUGUACCUUCUUGGAACAGGGUCAAGUAACAGAGGUGUGAUAAUUUAUUGCAUAUACAGAAGUGACUCAUACGUGCUCAGGGAAAGGUAUAAAAUACUGAAGAGACCCAGGUAAAACAAAACGUGACAUAAAAAGACAUAAAGAUGUUAGCACUUCUGUUCCUACUGAUCUCAUUCUGCAGCCUUCAGAUCAGCAGAACAGAAAAAGCAGGAGUCUGCCCCCCUCCCCGAUAUUAUAUACCCAAUGACUUAAGUGACGGAGAUACGUGGUGUAAGACUGAUGAGAACUGCGAAGGUGAUAAGAAAUGCUGUGAGCAUGCCAAAGGGUUAAUCUGCAAGACACCAGCAGCAGACAGACCUGGGCAGUGUCCAGAGUGUUCAAAAAGUGGAACCCAGUGUCCUGAUAGCUGCACAUCUGAUAGCGAGUGCGCUCAAGGCUUGAAGUGCUGCUUCAAUGAAUGUGGACUGACAUGUGUGCCGCCACCUGGAGAAACUCCUGGAUUUUGCCCAGCUCCUACCAGUCCCUUCAUUGGCAUCUGUUUUAUGCCUUGUGAGUCUUGUCCCGAGGGACAGAAGUGUUGUCCUUACAAUUGCAGGGAUGAAUGUGUAACUACUGUUACUGAAAAGGAAGGAACGUGCCCAGACGCUAUAGUCUGCAUAAGAGGGAGUUAUACAACAUGUGAUGGUGAUGCAUCAUGUCCUGAAGGAGAAAAAUGCUGCUCAUAUAAAUGCGGAAGGGCAUGUGUUUCUGCAGUAUAAGCUGGCUCUCAAGAAGACACAAGGCUGUAAGACUCUUGCAAGAGUUACCUGAUCAUGAAAUAGAAAGAUGUUUGCUGAGCAGAGCUGGAAUAUAGCAAUGUUUAGACUGUAAGCUUUUGUUAGAAAAAUAAACAACAUAUGGAAUAGUGGUGUGAUUGUUAUUCUUCAAUGUUUUCAGUGAAAUAAAUACAAACCAGAAUAUACCAAGAUGUUAUUAUCAACUAAUUCAGUUGAAGAUUGAAGUUGUUUUUUUGUUUUUUUUUCUUUUUUUUUUCUUUUAAAAGAGGGCAUUUUAAAUGUGUGAGUAGAUUAAAAAUGCUCCUGUCCUAAAAAAAAAUGUUUUCAGGCUCGCAGAGAUAUGUCCCUCUCCACCAAUCAGGCUGUGGGAAUUUCCCUACACUUCAGUUAGCAAUACAGGUGCAAAUCCUAAAACCAAAAUUCCAAAAUCCAGAAUUAUUUCAAAGUCCAGACUUUUUCAUUAAUGUUUGUUUAAAAAUAAAAUUAUUAAAAAUUAAAAAUGUU
Molecule: messenger RNA, 1353 nt
Organism: Bombina bombina (fire-bellied toad)
Lineage: Eukaryota; Metazoa; Chordata; Amphibia; Anura; Bombinatoridae
Product: WAP four-disulfide core domain protein 2
Exons: 6
Coding region: 217-831 (204 amino acids)
Biological process (GO): innate immune response; antibacterial humoral response
Cellular component (GO): extracellular region
Molecular function (GO): peptidase inhibitor activity
Source: RefSeq, a predicted model, not a curated record